UGUUCUCCUUCCAGAACGUUCUGCUCAUGUAGGCAGACAUGUCAGAGCCGCUCGCCAUGUCCCCAAGGUGUGCCCAGAAGCCAUGGAGGACAUAAGGUAACAUCUGAGUCCACUGAUGGGGAAGCCCAGUUCAAUGGAUGCCAAGUACAAGGAUGAUUUAUUUCGAAAGUAUGUCCAGUUCCACGAGGGCAGCCUGGAGCCCAGCCCCAGCAGGCUAGGCAGCGAUGAGCACUUGCGGGUGGCUGCCUCCGCCCUGCUUGGCCUGCCCAAGGGGGAUCCUGUUUAUCGAUUCCGGCUGAUCCAGUUCUAUGAGGUGGCUGGAGGCUCCCUGUGCUCCCUUCGCUCCUCCAGCAUGCGGGCGAUGAUCUGCGCCUUCAGCCUGUUGGAGACGGUGGGCAUCAACCUCUUCCUGCACCCCUGGAAGAAGGAGUUCAGGAGCAUCAAGACCUACACGGGCCCCUUCGUCUACUAUGUCCGCUCUGCGCUGCUGGACAAGGACAUCGACACCAUCCUGGCUCUCAUGGGCUAUAUGCCUGAGCCGGGGCCCAUCUAUAGGCUCCGAGAUCCCGCCGAGCCGCUGCAGCUGAGGAUGGUUGCCUUUGAGCUCUUCCUGGCCAGGGUGGAGUGUGAGCAGAUGCUGGACAUUCACGCCCAGGUCAAGGACAAGGGCUACUCAGAACUGGAUGUGGUGAACGAGCGCAAGAGCAGCACCGAGGACCCGCGUGGCUGUGCUGAGGCGCUGAGGCGCCGAGCCGAGGGUCGGGAGCACCUCACGGCCUCCAUGGCCCGUGUGGCGCUCCAGAAGUCGGCCAGCGAGCGUGGGGCCAAGGACUACUACAAACCUCGGGUCACCAAGCCCUCGCGCUCAGUGGACGCCUACGAUAGCUUCUGGGAGAGUCGGAAGCCACCCCUGAAGACCUCGCUGAGCCUGCGGAAGGAGCCCGCAGCCACUGAGCUGGGGGACAUGCCCCAGGAUGAGAUUGUCCGCCCAUCCUCCAUGCUCCUGACCAUGGCUAGCUCUCCACAUCGCAGCCCUGAUGAGCUCCCGCCCCCCGCCCCAAACAAUGGCCUCGGCCUGCUCCGCGCCACGUACUUCUCGGCCCAGGAUGAUGUGGAUCUGUACACAGACUCGGAGCCACGGGCUGUGGCCCGGCGCCAGGACAACCUGCGGCCUGAUGUAUGGUUAAUGAAGAGCGACAGCCACCCCAUAUACCACAGGCGCUCGCCCCCUGCCAAAGAGUCGUCCUUGGCUAGGUGUCCUCACUGUGGCCUGUCCUGUGGCCCAGCUGCCUGCCAGCGCUGUGACAGCCUUGUCCCCUGCACCCCGGCUUCCAAGCCCGGAGCCUUCGCCAGCAAGGCAGCUGCGCAUGACAGCUUGGCCCCAGGACCCUCUCUGCGGGAGAAGUACCCUGGCCCCGAGCGGCUGCCACACACCCAUACGAAAGUCAAGGCCACCGCCUCCAUCGCCGCCCGCUGUGGCUUCUGCAACCGGCCAGGUGCUGCCCACACCUGCACCCACUGCUCCAAGGUCUCCUGCGACGCCUGCCUCAGUGCUUACCACUAUGACCCCUGCUGCAAGAGUGACCUGCACAAGUUCCUGCCCAACCACCAGCUCAACUACAAGGCCCCGCCCUUCUCGCACCUUGUGUUCAGAUAAACGCCCCACCACCCCGCUCCAAGGGCUACGACACCCCCUUCCUGUCUGAGAUGGCACUGGGUCCAUGUGCCGGGUGGGGGCACAGCUGCACUGGGGGCCGCUCAGAGCCAGGUAUGUCUGCGGUUGGCCCCUCCACUGCGACUUCUUGUCUCCACUUUGUUCUAGGGCCCUGGUUUCUGAUUUUGAAGUGGCUCUCUCUGUGUUUUGGGGGCUUUUGCUUAGCUUUCCACCCACAUCCCCUGCCUGCCGCCAUAGCCCACGGGCACCGGGAGCGGGAGUGGAGGCCUGUCGGCGUGUGAACUGAGCCCUCCUGCCACCCCAGGCCCCCUCCAGUGCUCAUUACCCCAUCACCGCCUGCAUGCUUUGGGGCCCUUGCCGCCUUCAUUCCCAAUGUUGUGUGAGCUCUGGACCCCAUUUACCUGAACCAGUGUUUGCUGCCUGUCAUCCAGUUGCGGCUUGACUGGGGUACAGGGCCCGCAGUUGGGCUGGCCUACCCGCUUGUUUGCACACGCCCCUUUACUGUACUGUAAAUAGAUAUUUUGGAGAUUUAUUUUUAAAUAAAUAUUGGACUUGACAUGUGUCCCAGGAG
Suncus etruscus (white-toothed pygmy shrew) is the source of this 2246-nucleotide messenger RNA. It is a transcript of the gene SPATA2, whose product is annotated as spermatogenesis associated 2. NCBI's taxonomy places the organism in Eukaryota, Metazoa, Chordata, Mammalia, Eulipotyphla, Soricidae. Bases 116 to 1657 code for a protein of 513 amino acids. The record is from RefSeq and is a predicted model, not a curated record. Gene Ontology annotation, cellular component: cytoplasm. The transcript is spliced from 2 exons. Gene Ontology annotation, biological process: regulation of tumor necrosis factor-mediated signaling pathway; protein linear deubiquitination; regulation of necroptotic process.